Messenger RNA from Tauraco erythrolophus (red-crested turaco), 927 nucleotides. The record is from RefSeq and is a predicted model, not a curated record. Lineage: Eukaryota; Metazoa; Chordata; Aves; Musophagiformes; Musophagidae.
GGUGAGUUGGUGUAUGUGAAUUAUGGCCGCACCGAAGAUUUUUUUAAGCUGGAACGUGAAAUGGGAAUUAACUGUACAGGAAAGAUUGUUAUUGCCAGAUAUGGGAAGAUUUUCAGAGGAAAUAAGGUGAAGAAUGCCGAAUUGGCAGGUGCCAAGGGAGUUAUUCUGUACUCUGACCCUGCUGACUACUGUGCCCCAGGAGUAGAUCCCUAUCCAAAUGGCUGGAAUCUUCCGGGCGGAGGAGCCCAGCGUGGGAAUGUAUUGAACCUGAAUGGGGCAGGGGAUCCUCUGACACCAGGUUAUCCUGCAAAAGAAUACACCUACCGAUUAGAUAAAGCCAGUGGUGUAGGUCUGCCAAGAAUUCCAGUUCAUCCCAUUGGCUAUCAUGAUGCUGAGUCGUUACUGCGUAAUAUGGGAGGAUACGCACCACCGCAUAGUAGCUGGAAAGGAAAUUUGAGUGUGUCUUACAACAUUGGUCCUGGUUUCACAACAAAUUAUUCUACAAGAAAGGUGAAAAUGCACAUUCAUAGCCACAACAAAAUAACGAGGAUUUACAAUGUGAUUGGUACCAUCAGAGGCACAGUGGAACCAGACAGAUAUGUCAUCCUGGGAGGCCACCGUGACUCAUGGGUAUUUGGUGGCAUUGAUCCUCAGAGUGGGGCAGCUGUCGUUCACGAGAUUGUGAGGAGCUUUGGAAAACUGAAAAGGAAAGGAUGGAGGCCAAGGAGAACAGUGAUAUUUGCAAGCUGGGAUGCAGAGGAAUUUGGCUUGCUAGGAUCAACAGAGUGGGCUGAGGAAAAUGCCAAAGUAUUGCAAGCACGAGGAGUGGCUUAUAUCAAUGCAGAUUCCUCCAUCGAAGGAAACUACACACUACGAGUGGAUUGCACACCACUGAUGUACAGGCUGGUGUACAGCCUGACUAAAGAG